AUCUCAUUGCCGGUGACUCAAAACUCAGCUACUACUACUACUCGUACUUACCCUAGGUAGGCAUAGUAAGUUAGUAACAUGAAGAGUAUAACAUGAUGAUUGAUCGGAUUUUUUGUAGUACAUAUUCAAACAGCUGGAAUACAUAUAGCCAUUAACUAUAUCUAAUCAACAAGGGGGGUCGAGAAUAAGUAUAAAAAGUCUUGGCUAUCUGCUUCUAUCAUUCAAUGUGAGAUCGCUCAUCCGCCUCAACCGCCUCAAAAACUACCUUACAUUUACCAUUUUAUAUAUAUAUAUAUAUCUUUCUCUCAAGCCAUCCUCCAUAAAGACUUUUCUGUUGCCUAUAACCAGGAAAUCCAAGCUAUGAGUUCGCAAGCAGAAGAGCCCAAGAGGGCAGCAGCAUCAAGACCAAUCUUAUUCUUCGAUAUAGACAACUGUCUCUAUCCUAGAAGCACCAAAGUCCAUGACCUGAUGGCGGAUCUAAUAGACAAGUACUUUGCGACCCACCUCGGUCUUUCAGACCAGGAGGCCUUCAGACUACAUAAAGAGUACUACCAGAACUACGGUCUCGCCAUCGAGGGGCUGGUACGGCACCACCAGAUCGACCCCCUCGACUACAACGCCAAGGUCGACGACGCCCUGCCGUUGGAGGGUAUCAUAAAACGUAACCCGGAACUGCGGAAGCUGCUCGAGGAUAUCGACACGUCCAAGGUGAAGUUAUGGCUCUUGACCAAUGCGUACGUCACGCAUGGCCGGAGGGUAGUGAAGCUCUUGGGCAUCGAUGAUCUAUUUGAAGGCUUAACAUACUGCGACUACUCGCAGAUGCCUAUCAUCUGCAAACCACAUAAGGACAUGUAUGCUAAAGCUAUGAAGGAAGCUGGCGUGGAGCGACCAGAAGAUUGCUUCUUUGUCGACGACUCUUACGGCAAUGUGGUCGGCGCAAAGAAGUUAGGUUGGGCAUCGGUCCAUCUCGUUGAGGAGGGACUACCAGUACCAAGAACACCAGCAUCCGAGUACCAAAUUAGACAUCUAGAAGAAUUACGGAACAUAUUUCCACAAUUCUUCAAGUCGUCGAAUGAAGCAUAGCCGUAUUUCUAUCCCAGUCUCAGCACGUUGCACAGGUAUGGCAAGAGGCGUUUAGGGCAUAUCGUCAAAAAGCAGUAUAGAAUACCAUGGCUACGGUCGAAUUCACCCUAGUCACGUCAAUAGCGUCUCUAGAGAUGGUGCGAGGAGCAAAAUCCAAAUUCAAAUUAUCUCAAAGGUCCGGAACGCCUAGCCGGGGUAUCACGAAUUCCAUCCGUUCGUAGUGUAGCCUGAGUAGGUAGUCAUGACUUAAGGGCGCCUGAUUCCACGAAUUACUGUGUCCAACUUGGCCAUAGUCUCUUCCUUCUCCUUGAUGGCCUCUUGUCGUUGCACUUCGGCGACCUUUAGUUCCUCUUCCAACUCUUUGAUAUUGCGCUCCUGGUCCUGCACGCUGUUCUCGAGGCCGGG
Messenger RNA from Hypoxylon fragiforme, 1488 nucleotides. Its product is annotated as pyrimidine 5-nucleotidase. The record is from RefSeq and is a predicted model, not a curated record. The transcript is spliced from 4 exons. Gene Ontology annotation, molecular function: nucleotidase activity. Lineage: Eukaryota; Fungi; Ascomycota; Sordariomycetes; Xylariales; Hypoxylaceae. Gene Ontology annotation, biological process: nucleotide catabolic process; pyrimidine nucleobase metabolic process. Bases 361 to 1083 code for a protein of 240 amino acids.